GCCCAACAACAACAACAAAGAUCGCCAGUUGCAGUGUCUUCCUGCAGAGUGAAUUGCGCUGGAUAGCAACCGCUCAACUAGUCGCACCCUUCACCUCGUUCUCCGCGCCGCGACCCGGCGCAACCACCUUCGCCAUGGCAGAUUACAGUUCCAUGAAGGUGCCCGAGCUGAAAAAGUUGCUCACCGAACGGGGCCUUCCUCACACCGGCAACAAGGCCGACCUCAUUGCUCGCCUCACUGAGGACGACAAGCAGAAGGCGGCCGAUGCCGCGAAGCCGCCGGCCGACUCCAAAGCCCAGACUGCCGCCGAGGACGAGAUUGACUACGAGGACGACGACCUCCCGACAACCAAGAAGGACGCCGCGGCCGAGAAGCCUGCCGCGGCCACUACCACCACCGGCACCGCAACCACCGAAACAACCAAGGCCGAAGCCGCUCCCGCGGCGCCCAAAACCGGCGACGCCAAAUCCACCACCGAACCCGCCAGCACCGCUGAGCCCGCCGCCGCCGCCGCCGCAGCCGCCACAGCGCAAGAACCCACCACCACGACCGCCGCCACCACCGGCACCGCCGCCGCCAAGCCAGUCUUCACGCAGAACCUCCCGCCGACCGACGCCAAAACAGAAGCGGAGAAGCGCGCCGCGCGCGCCGCGCGCUUCGGCGGGAACGACGCGCAGGCGUCCGAGGAGGCCAAGAAGGCGGCGCGGGCGGCGCGCUUCGGCAUCGCCAACGACAGCGUGUCGGCGCUGGACAGCGCGCUGCCGGACCGCGCGCCGGGCCGGAAGCGCGGGCGCGCCGACGACGAGUCGGGACGCGGGAAUAAGAGGGUCAAUCGGGGUGGGCGGGGUCAGGGGCAGCGCGGUGGUCGGAGGCAGGGCGGGCGCGGGGGUGGUCAGAGGAGUGGUGGUGGUGGUGGCGGCGGCGGAGGUGGAGGUGGUGGUAGGAUUGCGGAUGACCCGGUGGAGAGGGCCAAAAUGGAGGCGCGGGCCAAGAGGUUCGCUGCUGCUGCUUGA
This is a messenger RNA of Thermothielavioides terrestris NRRL 8126, 1013 nucleotides long. RefSeq lists its product as uncharacterized. Gene Ontology annotation, cellular component: nucleus. Bases 135 to 1013 code for a protein of 292 amino acids. Gene Ontology annotation, biological process: poly(A)+ mRNA export from nucleus. The record is from RefSeq and is a predicted model, not a curated record. NCBI's taxonomy places the organism in Eukaryota, Fungi, Ascomycota, Sordariomycetes, Sordariales, Chaetomiaceae. The transcript is spliced from 2 exons.